AUGGCUCAGCACGGCGCGAGACGAUCAGAGAGCUCGACCAACUGGCGGCAGCGGGAGCCCCAAAGGGAGCCCCGGCCGGCUGCGAGACCUGCAUCAAGCUCCAGCUCCAGCUCCAGCUCCAGCUCGACCGCCUCGCUGACGUCGACACCCUUCGAGCGGCCGCGGUGGAAGCCGGGCAGCAGCAGCAGCAGCAGCAGCAGUAGCCGCCGCGGCGAGGGAGGAGCAGGAGGAGCAGGAGGAGGAGGAGGAGGAGGAAGAGGAGGAGGCAACAUCCGGGGCUUUCGUGGCUGGGAGGCCGUUGACUGCGGCAGCGGCAGCUUGAGGACGCUGGGUGCCCGAUACCACGAGUCUCCUCCCUCGUCGUCUUCCAAGGUGCAGACGCCCAUUCACCCGGCCAUCGUCGAGCGGAGGAGGCUGUACGUCGGCAACAUGCCCUAUAUGGCCAAGAAGGAGGACGUCGUCGAGCUGUUCGGCGGCCAGGGCGGAGACGAGACCACCAGCCCCUACAACAUAGAACGCAUUUAUAUAUCAAUUGACCCCUUUACGGGACGGAAUCCAUCCUACUGUUUCGUCGACCUCAAGUCAACAGACCAGGCUGAGCGGGCCAUGGCUGAUUUAAACGGUAAGCUCGUCCUGGGCCGUCCCGUCAAGGUCAAUCCGGGAGUUCCCAGGGCAGACCUGCAGCCGCCGCUGGGCCGGCGAGACCCGGACCUGGACUCGCCGGAGCCCAGGGAGGAGUCAAACGAGCAGCAGCAGCAGCAGCAGCAGCAGCCGGCGGCGGCGGGGACUUACCCUCCCAAGUUCGUCUUUGAGCGGUGGACUCGAGACGAUGCGUCCAAGCACUGGUACGGCUACGCUGCAGAGGGUCGCCGUCUGUUCGUCGGUGGCCUGCCUCGGAUGCGUAACCAGCCUACCGUCGACUACGAGAUCCGCAAGGUCUUUUACGGGUUUAACAUUGAGGCAAUAAGUAAAGUCAUAAUAUCUAAUAGGGACAAACUGCCCCUGUCUGGCAGCCAGUAUUACUACCUCUUCGUGGACCUAGAGUCUGCAGAGGAGGCCGACAAGGCUCUCAAGACCCUGGACGGCGUCAGCGCCAUCUACGGCAACCGGCUGCACAUAAGAAAGGCCAGAGGUAACUCUCGCAAGCCGUCUGAGCGAGACCGCUGGCGGGCAGAGCACGAGAAGAAAAAGGACGAGGAAAAGACUGCCGCUCAGGGCCAAGAUCACCUCCUUGAUGCUCCAAUUGAAGCCGAAGGGAUCACCCAGUCACUUGUAUAG
Trichophyton benhamiae CBS 112371 is the source of this 1278-nucleotide messenger RNA. Its product is annotated as ribonucleoprotein, putative. Gene Ontology annotation, molecular function: RNA binding. The record is from RefSeq and is a predicted model, not a curated record. NCBI's taxonomy places the organism in Eukaryota, Fungi, Ascomycota, Eurotiomycetes, Onygenales, Arthrodermataceae. The transcript has 3 exons. The coding region runs from base 1 to 1278 and encodes 425 amino acids.